AUGGCCACCAAGGCCCCGGGCCCGCCCAAGUCCACGACCCCGUCCUCGGGGACCACGGCCACUCUUCGCGCUCUGUACAGUGCCAUGCAGUCUAUAGAGAACCGGCUGGGAGGCGGGGAAGGAGUGGAAGGCUUGUACGGCUCCAUCACCUGCACCGGUACGCAAAAGGUGCUCGCCGCCAUGUCCAAGCACUGUGGCUUGGACAAGGACUCCGUGCUGGUGGACAUUGGCGCGGGCCUGGGCAGACCCCUCUUGCAUGCCCUGAUCGAACCCGGGGUCAAGGCCACCCAUGGCGUGGAGCUGGACCAGAUCAAGGUGGACAAGGCCCACGCUUUCCUCAAGCAGACGGCGCAACGGCUCCAGGCCCGGGGCCUGGUCCGCGCUGACAUGGUGCUGCCCACCAUGCAGUGCGCUGCCAUCGAGCAGGUAGCUGCCUUCGGGCGCCUCUUCCGCUCCAGCCCCAGCCUGCGCGGAGUUGCGGUGGUCCAGCGCGCCAUGCGCACCGACCCAGAGGCCGCCAUGGCUGCCAUGGGCUUCGGGCCCCUGCUCCUCAGGGCCUCCUUCCCAGUGUCCAUGUCGGGCAGCGGCCGCAGCUUCACCGCCUACAUCUUCCAGAGGUCGGAUGGCGGCUCAGAGGAGCAGCAGCGGAAGGCUGCCCCCAGUACCAGCGUGCAAGAGGAGGUCCCAACGCCCUGCCGGUCCCAAGACGACGCCGUCGUCCCUGCAGAGGAGAGCUCGGGCUUUGAGACCAGGGACCGACCGGACGGGGCCCUAACCGCGCGCCAGUCACGGGCGAGCGCGCGGCGGACGGCUGCGGUCCAUCCCUCGGCCGACGAAGAAGGCUGCGUGACAGGGCCCCCGCCGCUGGGCGCUGCCAGAGGCCUGGAGUGA
Auxenochlorella protothecoides is the source of this 891-nucleotide messenger RNA. RefSeq lists its product as hypothetical. The record is from RefSeq and is a predicted model, not a curated record. Bases 1 to 891 code for a protein of 296 amino acids. Lineage: Eukaryota; Viridiplantae; Chlorophyta; Trebouxiophyceae; Chlorellales; Chlorellaceae. The transcript is spliced from 5 exons. Gene Ontology annotation, molecular function: histone H3K79 methyltransferase activity.